Anguilla rostrata (American eel) is the source of this 1151-nucleotide messenger RNA. Its product is annotated as CD209 antigen-like protein A. The transcript is spliced from 6 exons. The record is from RefSeq and is a predicted model, not a curated record. NCBI's taxonomy places the organism in Eukaryota, Metazoa, Chordata, Actinopteri, Anguilliformes, Anguillidae. Gene Ontology annotation, molecular function: signaling receptor activity. Bases 246 to 788 code for a protein of 180 amino acids.
UGUAAAGCUUUAAUUUACUGCAGUAUGUUCGGAUUGAAAAAAAGAAGACUAGCAACAAGAACAAUAUAAAAUAUCAAAUUGACAUUCUGCUUAACUGGUCUGUUUUCUUGACCACAGGGCACAGUGGGCAAAGCUCACAUCCCUACAGACGGGCUGCAGUGUGUCUGGGGCUGCUGUGUGCUCUCUUAUUGGCUGCCACAUUAGUCCUGUGUGUCCUCUAUACCAGUCUAUCAGGGAACUAUUCAAUGUUGGAGAGAGACCUGGAGGAGCCCAGAAGCAAUUGCAGCACCAUGAAUAAAGAGAAGGUCCAACAACAGAAGAACUAUUCAAUGUUGGAGAGAAAACUGGAGGAGCUCAGCACCAGUUGCAACACCACGAAGGUCCAACAACAGGGCAGAGUGUGUGAACCCUGUCCACAGGGCUGGUCACCGUUCUCUUCCAAGUGUUACUACUUCUCUACUGAGAGAAAGAUCUGGACAGACAGUCGCAGUGACUGCAUUAAAAGGGGAGCUGACCUGGUGAUUAUAGAGAGUGAAGAGGAACAGCGGUUCAUCACCAGCAAAACACAAUACCAUACCUGGAUUGGACUGAGUUACUCAGAAUUUAAGAGUAACUGGCUCUGGGUGGAUGGAACCCCUCUGCAGAAAGGAUUCUGGGGGAGUGGAAAGCCAGCUUAUGAAAGUGGGUCUGAUUGUGCCAUGAUUGCCACUAAGAUGAAUGCAUGGGAUGCUUAUUACUGUUCUAAUAACGAGCAAUGGAUCUGUGAAACGAAUGCUCUGCUCCCCUAAACCAUUUUUUUCAUUGUAUGUUUUUGGUUAUUUUACCUUGUGAGAGGCAGUUGAACAUGGCAGGUUUGACAGUCAAACACAGGACCAAUAAGCAGACCACAAUGUUGCCGUUUAUGUUGGAAAUACAUGAAAUACAUACAUACUGCUAUUUUAACUAGAAAUGUGUCUGUGAGACUAAGCUUUUUUAAAUGCACUGAAAUGACUGUACAUGAUGAGUAUAUUCAAGCUAUCACAUUAUUUGUUCUGGACAUACUGUAAGUUUAAAAAAAUUAAAGAACAUAUAUUUAAAAUGGUCCUCAUUAUGUGGUUGUGAUACUGUACCUUUAUAUUAAAAUUGAGAACAGCUGUCACUUUGCUACUAAA